Molecule: messenger RNA, 1308 nt
Organism: Ostreobium quekettii
Lineage: Eukaryota; Viridiplantae; Chlorophyta; Ulvophyceae; Bryopsidales; Ostreobiaceae
Source: the annotation of a GenBank genome assembly
AUGAAGAAAGGCGAGUCCAACCAGGACGCCCUCCGGGCGGUCUUCCGCCCCAGGAAGCCCAACCAGGAAGAUCGGCGGCGAUACAAGAGUGACAGGUUCAUCCCAUGCCGCACGGAGACCGACUACGACCUGGCGAUGGCGCGGCUCAGCCACGACGAGCCGCUGUACCCCGCGAAGCCCCGCAGGGAUGCCUACACGGCCGCCUUGUACCACGACCUGCUUGGUCCGGCGGCAAACAUGAAGUUGAUGCGGUUCUGCACGGAUGUGGCGAAGAGAUACCUCCCCUGGGACGGGCUUUGGAGAUGGAUGGGAACGCCCACCAAGAAACCCGUUGCAAGCUCUGUUGUGAGCACAGCAGCAUAUCGGGUGUUGGAUGCCCCUGACGUGUCUUGCAGAGGCAGCAUGCAGCUCAUUGACUGGGGCUCAACGAACAAGAUUGCUGUGGCCCUUGGAACAACGGUCCAUGCCCUCGAUGUUGAGACAGACAGGGUGUCCUCCUACCUCGAUAAAGAUGACGACAACAGCGAUGCCAGCCAUGAUGUUGUGACCAGUGUGGCCUGGGCGCCCAACGGACGCCAGCUGGCAUUCGGAUUUGCUGGUGGGGACGUGAUGAUAUUCGAUGUGGAGAAGGCCACAGUGGUUGUGCAGCAGAUCUUGCAUCAUUUCGUGGAGAUUGGAUGCCUUGCGUGGAAGAGCAACUCAGUGCUGAGUGCUGGGGACACCUCAGGGAAAAUCCACAACUUUGACACCAGGACCUGCGAGGUUGCGCACUCCCUGCAGCCCCACAGCAAGCCCGUGGUCCACCUGCGCUGGGACACCACCGGGACGACCCUCGCCAGCGGCGGCAAGGACCGCAAAGUCGUCACCUCCAACCUGCACUCGGCAGAACCCCUUUCCACGCUCGACGGCCACGACGCGCCCGUUGGGGGCAUCGCCUGGUCGCCCCACAGCCCCAGCGUGCUCGCCACGUCCAGCGGCCGCUGCCUGCGCUUCUGGAACACCCACACGGGGUCCCUGAUCCGAUCCCACGAGGCCGCCGCCAAGGUCUCGUGCCUGGAGUGGAGCAGGCACGAGCAGGACGUGCUGGGGUGCCUGGGGGAGGGCCUGAACGAGAUCGCCGUGUGGCGGUACCCGUCGAUGGGGCAGAACGCGGUGAUGCGCGGCCAUGAGCGGAGGCUGCUGGGCGUGGCCGUCGGCCCGGACGGCCGUUGCCUGUGCUCGCUGUCCGCGGACGAGACGCUGCGGCUGUGGAGGUGUUUCGGGAGGGCGCCGGAGGCGCGCAGCGCGUUCCUGUCGUCCCUGAGAUAG